Messenger RNA from Plasmodium vivax (malaria parasite P. vivax), 1679 nucleotides. RefSeq lists its product as hypothetical. Gene Ontology annotation, biological process: protein transport. The record is from RefSeq and is a predicted model, not a curated record. NCBI's taxonomy places the organism in Eukaryota, Apicomplexa, Aconoidasida, Haemosporida, Plasmodiidae. Bases 1 to 1419 code for a protein of 472 amino acids. The transcript has a single exon.
AUGCAUCUCCCACCUUUGAAGAGGCUCCUACCGAGAUGUUUAAUUAUUCUCCUUUACCUAAGUGGGUCACCACAUCGGGGGGUGCAGCUGGAAGGUAGAAAAAUAGGAGCCCCGCAGAGGCAAGCGCCUGUGCAUGUAAUCAAUCCGAUAAAGGGCGAAAUCACACACCACUCGGGAAAUCUCAAAUUGUUAAAAAAACUGAAUUUUAUUUUUUUUAAAAAGAAAGAAAACAAGUAUGAAAUGAAAAAUUUGGAAAACGUGCCCCUGUUUGUUGUGACCAACGAAUUUGACGAGGCGAUUUUGUCCUUCAGCUUGGACUACAGCAGGGGGGAGCCAACCGGGAGACAAGCAGAGGAGGAAAUAGAGAAGCAUGUGGGGAAGGAAAAAAGUGGGGAGGUACCCACAAAUGGGGAAGCACUCCCAAAGGGGGAAGCACCCCCUAGUAACGCCGCUAACCCACGGGGAGGACCCCCGCCCGCCCGCGGGGACAACCAACAGGACGAUGUAACGCUCGAAAAAAAUGGCCGCGAGGGGACGGAGCUGUUCCCCUUGUUAAAAGUUAACCAAAACAAACGGAGAGAAAUCAAUUUAAAAAACAUACAAAACAAUGACGCCGUUGGAAUUUUUUUCUUCGAUUUGAAAACUGCAGAAGCGUACAGAGAUGAUAUAUUACACCUGUUUAAUAAAAAUUUAAAAGAAAAAAAAAACAAUAAGCUGUUCUUUGGGUCUAAGAUCAAAUCAACCAACUUGAAACAUUUCCUGGAGCUUAAAGACUCCCACAGCAACACAAUCGAUUUUGUCUUAGUCCCUCAUUACGACCAACUCCAACAUGUGUUAAAGAAUAAAAAGGUUUUUUAUGGCACCCCUGUGUACUACAUCAAUAGGGUAACUCUACAAAGAUCGGCGAUUAAAAAGCGUUUUUAUGAGCUGUUUUUUCGCCAGAGUUUGAAGAAGGAUAUCCGGGUGGAGUUAUACCCAAAUGUGUUUCUAACAUACACACUGGAUGGGUCCAAUGACGGUCGUGCCUCCCUCAUCAUACAGCUAGAAACGCGAGACAAGAAGAAGUACGUACCCAUCUUCUUCUCCUACGAACAAGCUAGCCAAUUUUACAAAAUCUUUUUGGAUAAAUUUAAAGGCCAUUUUCACGAAUACUGUCUUCCCUCUCCGAGCAUCAAGUUGAACUCCUUUGAAAAUUUAUUAGCUCUCUUAAAAAUGGCCAACGAGGGGAAGGUACAUCCUUUUUACAACAUUUUUUUUGUGCCCAUGGGCAGCUCCCCUUAUGAAGAGAAAUUGCCUGCAGAGAGGACCAACUUGCUCUCCUUUUACACGAAGAAGCUUUUCCAGAGAAUAAAUUAUGACUUGUUCAGGUCGUUUAGGAAAAACUUGAAUUAUUUAAUUGCGGAUUAUUUGUACGAUUAGGGGGUGAGGAAGUUAUGCCAACUGGAGUUGGUGGGGGGCAUAUGACUCCGCCGAGGCUGUAGUGCCAAACAGGCAUAGCCCAUGGUGUGCUAGUACAAACUGCCGUGUGCAGUUUUAUCUGCUCAGUGGGAGAAGCGAAGCGAUUGGAAGAAAGAAAGAACAGCCCGUUUUGCAUCUUCCCCUCUUUGACGGCGCUCUCCCCCCAUGUGGUGCCCCACCCUGUGCGCGUCGCAUUUGCGAACUGUGUGGAAGCUCUUCUC